This is a messenger RNA of Coprinopsis cinerea okayama7#130, 4005 nucleotides long. RefSeq names its product ABC protein. Gene Ontology annotation, cellular component: membrane. Lineage: Eukaryota; Fungi; Basidiomycota; Agaricomycetes; Agaricales; Psathyrellaceae. The coding region runs from base 1 to 4005 and encodes 1334 amino acids. The record is from RefSeq and is a predicted model, not a curated record. Gene Ontology annotation, molecular function: ABC-type transporter activity; ATP binding; ATP hydrolysis activity. Gene Ontology annotation, biological process: transmembrane transport. The transcript is spliced from 33 exons.
AUGGGGACAGAAGGCGACCGUACAAGCGCGUCCGGCUCGUCAAGUCAAGGAACACUGGCUCUCAAGGAGGGAAAGGGAGAGCAGCCUGAGUCAGCCCAGGCCUUAUACUUGGAUCUCGACACUGGUGACCAGAAUGUCAGAACCAGAGAACAUUUUUGGCAGUUCUGGAUACCGCGUGUGCCCCCUCCAGAUCCGCCCAGUGACCUGGGCAAGUCCGAGAUCUCGCCAUAUGCUACUGCCAACUUCCUGUCUUUACUGUGGUUCUCAUGGAUCACGCCUAUCAUGACUCUAGGUUACCAGCGCACUCUUCAAGCAACGGAUCUUUGGCGCCUCGACGACGAGCACUCAGCGGCAAGAUUAACAGCUCGCUUUGAGGCGGCGUGCAAGCAACGUGACGAACACGCCAGUUAUGUCAACAAAUCUCUUGCCUCCGGGGCCCUUCAGCCGUCUUUCCCGCGACGCCUAUCUUGGUAUCUCAAGUCUGCCUUCUCUUCAAAAACAAGAGCUUCUUUGGAAGAGGAUUGGCGUAAUCAGGGUCACAGUAAGGCGAGUGUGCCUCUUGCGCUCAAUGACACCCUCGGUAGAUUCUUCUGGAUUGGGGGGACCUACAAAGUCCUCGCCGACGUCGCCCAACUGAUGUGCCCUCUUCUCGUCCGCGAGAUAAUCAAUUUCGCAAAGGAGCGCGAACUGGCCGAAGAACGCGGCCUUCCCAGACCCAAUCAUUGCACAGAAUCAGUUCUUUUGGCGCUCGAUGGUGACAGGAUCGUUAGCGAGAGCCACAUUGAUAAGCUCCAUGUACAAGAGAAGCGUGGUGCUAUCCGGCAAAGCGAGGUCCAAGCUGUCCAAUUCAGACAUCGUAAACCAUGUUUCCACCGACGUCAGCCGUAUAGACACAUGCUGCCAAUGCAUGCGUCUUGGACAGCUCCGAUCCAGGUCAUGGUCUGCCUGAUCAUUCUCCUGGUUCAACUUGGCCCAUCGGCUCUAGCUGGAUUUGCCCUCUUCCUCGUUAUUGGUCCAUUUCAACAGAGGGUAAUGCAAUACCAAUUCAAGCUUCGUCAACGUGCAAUGAAGCAUACAGAUCGCCGAGCACAAACCUUGCUCGAGGCACUAGGCUCCAUGCGCAUUGUCAAGUAUUUCACCUAUGAAUCCUCGUUCUUGAAGCGUAUCGCCGAGAUACGCGAGGCGGAGCUCCGAUGGGUGAGGACCAUCCUAAAUGCAGAAUCGGCCAAUUUCGCGCUUGCUCACUCCGUACCCUACCUUGCCGCCACUCUCGCAUUCAUCACCUACACUCGCGUCAAAGAGGAGUUCGAUGUUGCGAUCAUCUUCUCUUCUCUGGCAUUGUUCCAGUUACUCCGACAACCCAUGAUGUUCCUUCCUCGUGGACUAUCGGUCAUUGCAGACGCCCGUAGCGCCUUCAACAGGCUACAAAACAUUUUCGAUGCUGAAUUGAUGUCGGGCGAAACAAUUCGCAUCGAUCCAAGCCAGGAGUGGGCAUUGGUGAUCGACAAUGCCACAUUUGAAUGGGAAGAGACUCUUUUGAAAAGGAAAGACGACUACAAGGAAAAAGAUGAAGAUGCGGAUCUUUGCCAAAGUGCGACCCCAGAGGUCCCGUUCCGAUUGAAGGAUAUCACGAUGCACGUACCCCGAGGAAGCCUGGUCGCCAUUGUAGGACGGAGGGAGAAUAUCACAUUCGGACAAGGGUUCGAUGAAGAGCGUUACUGGCGUGCUGUUGAAGAUGCUUGCCUGCUUCCAGAUUUGCAACUCUUGGCUGACGGAGACCUGACGGAGAUUGGCGAGAAGGGCGUUAAUCUUAGCGGCGGACAGAAACAGAGAAUCAACAUCGCCCGGGCUCUGUACUUCAAUGCCGACGUCGUAAUCAUGGACGAUCCGUUGUCUGCUGUUGACGCGCAUGUCGGAAAGGCUCUAUUCCAUACCGCUAUCUCGGCGCUCUCCAACCGAGGAAAGACUGUCAUACUCGUAACCCAUGCAUUGCACUUCCUCUCAUUUUGCGACUAUAUUUACACACUGGACGAUGGGGCCAUCAUAGAGCAAGGGACGUACCAGCAACUUUUGGAACAGGAUGGCGGUUUCGCCAGGCUCGAUAGAGAGUUUGGUGGGAAUGAUCUUGGUUCGCUUGCCAGAAGAGGAUCACAUGCAGAGGUCCUGGAAGAAGUACAAAACAAAUCGUCGGAAGUACACAAGAGAUCUCCUGGAAAAGGCACUCUGGAAGGUAAAUUAAUCGUCAAAGAGGUCAGGAGCACUGGCACCAUCUCGAAGAAAGUAUGGUGGGCGUACUUUGUUGCCGGACGAGGUUAUAUUACUGUCCCGCUCCUCAUUUUGGCCGGAAUUCUCAUGCAAGGAAGUCAAAUCAUCAGUUCUUAUGUCCUUGUCUGGUGGCAAGCCGAUACAUUCGACCGGUCCUUCUCAUUUUAUCAAACACUUUAUGCAGUCCUCGGUGUGUCACAAGCGAUACUGUCGUUGUUCCUAGGCGUGUCAGUCGACAUCAUCUCGUGGCUGGUAUCGCAAAACUUGCACAACAAUUCCAUUAUGAACGUCUUUCAUGCACCCAUGUCGUUUUUCGAUAGCACACCACUGGGGAGAGUCAUAGGGAUUUUUGGCAAAGAUAUUGACGUGAUUGACAACCAACUCCCUGUGUCUAUGCGGAUGUUGGUCAUGACCAUAGCUGGAGUGGUCGGCUCCGUUCUCAUUAUUGCCAUUGUGGUACCCUACUUCAUCAUCGUCGCUCUCUUCGUUGCUCUGGGAUAUAAUCUCCUUUCAUCGUUCUAUCGCGCAAGUGCUCGUGAAAUCAAAAGGCUUGGUCUUCCGACGCUGAGGAGCUAUGGUCAACUUCCGAGAUUCAUUCGCGACAAUGAAUCCCUGAUUGACCUGGAAAACCGAGCUCUAUUUCUGAGUGUCACGAACCAACGAUGGCUAACUGUGCGAUUGGACGUAUGUGGGGCUGCAUUAGUCUUCUUCGUGGCCUUCUUUUCCGUCAUCGACGCCUCCGACAUCAGUCCAGCUCUGGUUGGCUUGAUCUUGACCUUCACAACGAGUUUGACCCAGAUGUCGGGCAUGUUAAUGAGACAGACGGCAGAAGUUGAGAACUAUAUGAACGCCGUCGAGCGGGUUUCUCACUACAGUGAUAGCAACCUUAUCCCUCAAGAGGCUCCCCACGGCAAGCCAGAUACUGCACCCCCCUCAAACUGGCCGGAACGCGGAGCGAUCGAGUUCAAGGAUGUGUUUAUGCGUUACCGACCAGGGCUACCAACUGUACUCCAUGGAAUUUCAAUGUCUAUCCGAGGAGGGGAGAAAAUUGGUGUUGUGGGGAGGACAGGUGCGGGAAAGUCCUCGCUUAUCAUGGCGUUGAUGAGGAUCGUGGAAUACUCUGGUGCAAUUACCAUAGACGGGAUUGAUAUCUCCACGCUUGGCAUACAAACACUACGCAGCAAGAUAUCCAUCAUCCCACAAGAGCCUACGAUUUUCAGCGGGACAGUUCGGACGGCGCUCGACCCCUUCGCCUUGUACGAUGAUGCUCGGCUAUGGGAUGCCCUCCGAAGAUCGUUUUUAGUAGGAAGAGAACCUCCGGGCGAAGAAAAGGUCGACCAUCACUCGACCCGGAUUACUCUGGAUACUGUGCUUGAGGCAGAAGGCUCGAACCUGAGCGUUGGCGAACGAUCGCUCUUAAGCUUAGCUCGCGCUCUGGUCAAGGACACGAAGGUUGUUGUACUUGACGAGGCCACGGCCUCGGUGGACCUUGAAACCGACAAGAAGAUCCAACAAACCAUCCAAACCCAAUUCGAGGGAAAGACUCUGAUUUGUAUAGCCCAUCGCUUGAGAACGAUAUUGGGUUAUGACCGCGUUCUCGUCCUGGAUUCCGGAAAUAUCGCGGAAUUCGAUUCUCCCCUGGCCCUUUUCAACCAACUUGACGGCAUUUUCCGUGGACUGUGUCUGCGAAGUAAUAUCUCGGAAAACGAUAUACUUGCAAGCAGAGAACGUGCAUCCUAG